AUGAGCAUCUUUGCCGCAACCCAGCCCAGACUGAAUCACGACAUACUACUCGUGGUCAUGACGUUCUGCAAAAAACCCACUAUUUCCCGUAUGAUGCGGACGUGCUCUUCCCUCAGUCGCUCUGGAGCGAGACUGCUCCUUAAUGGCACUGUGAACAUCAACGACGCAUACGCUCUCGAGUCCCUCUGUCACUUCCUGCGGGCAGACAGCUUCUCCCGCAUACGCCACCUCCGCGACCUCGAGCUACGCAUCGACGAGAAGUUGCCGCGGCCGAUCGCCCGCCAACUCGUCGAGAUCCUAGGCAGAACGACCCAUCUCGACACGCUCACACUGGCCGAGGCCGAGCCCAUCCUGCAGUCGCACGACCCCGCCAUCGCCACGGCCAUCGCGAGCCUCACCACCCUCCGCACGCUCGUGCUCUCCGGCGCGGAGGAGCUGUCGCGCGACAUGAUGCUCAUGCUGCAGUCCCCGCUCGAGGAGCUCCGGUUCGAGUACGACCCGCACGGCGACGCGCCGUUCGACGAGAUGCUCGAGCCCGACGAGCUGCCGCAAUACCACCCGCUCUUCCUCUGCCAGAAAUUUGCCGCGUCUCUGCGGGACCUCGACUGCCGCUUCGCGUCGCCGCACACCGGCUUCACGUACCCGCAGCUGCCGGUGUACCCCAACCUGCGCUGUCUGACGCUCCAGGACGAUUGGCCGGUCCUGCGGCCCUGGAUUGCGUCGUGCCCGAACCUCACGGUGCUCUCCAGCACCACGCACCAUGAGGCAUGGGUCGCGGAAGAUGAGGACGACGACGAGGAUAUCAACCCCGAGUGGCAGGAGCUGCGUCAGCGCAACCUGGACGACCAGGGCGCACACGGCACUUGGACGCACCUCGAGGAUUACUCAGGGAACGUCGUCCCCCUGUAUAUCCUGGGACUCACCUGCCGCAUCCCUAACAUCACCAUCGAUGAGGACGUCAAGAGCUAUCAUGUGACCAUGCUCAGUACGAUUCUAGCCGAGGCAAAGCCCAAAUACCUCAGCCUGCGCAUGACGGGGCCUCUCCAUGACUUUAGGGACAGUACCGCUGCCUUAUUGACGCUCGAAGGGUGCUCCGAGCUGGAAACGCUAGACCUGUCCUUAGAUCUUCAUCGAUGGGAAACCUUCGACUUUCAGGAACUAUCGGUGCCCUUGCUCGAGGCUCUUCCCCGUCUCCCUGCUCUCAACCUUCUGGACCUCGACUUCCGCGGCCCACAACAAAGAAUGCCGCAAGUUGGACAGGGUACUACUCAAGAGUCCCCUACCGACGAGGAUGUCGAUCUCGUUGAUUUUGGGAGGCGAGCUAUCAAUAUAGCCUCUGUCCUCGCGAGAGUGGAGGUCCGCGUAUGGUACUCUGAGCCUGGGCGCAAGAGGCGCUUCGUGCGGGUCACGAAGAGAGGGGAUGACAUUACCGUGAUCAGUAAGUGA
Trametes versicolor FP-101664 SS1 is the source of this 1446-nucleotide messenger RNA. RefSeq lists its product as uncharacterized. NCBI's taxonomy places the organism in Eukaryota, Fungi, Basidiomycota, Agaricomycetes, Polyporales, Polyporaceae. The transcript is spliced from 2 exons. The coding region runs from base 1 to 1446 and encodes 481 amino acids. The record is from RefSeq and is a predicted model, not a curated record.